This is a messenger RNA of Meloidogyne enterolobii, 324 nucleotides long. Lineage: Eukaryota; Metazoa; Nematoda; Chromadorea; Rhabditida; Meloidogynidae. The record is from the annotation of a GenBank genome assembly.
AUGAUUGAUAUAGCAGCCGAAGCAGGUGCACAAAUAAUUUGCUUGCAAGAAGCCUGGCCAAUGCCUUUUGCUUUUUGCACGCGGGAAAGACUCCCUUGGUAUUUUAGUAAAUAUUUUUUACUCAAAAAUUUAUAAAGGACUGAAUUUUCUGAAUCCGCGGAGGAUGGGCCGUCAACUAAAUUUCUAAGCAAUGUAACUUAUAAUAAUAAAAGAGCGGGCUCGACCAGCUCGACCAGAUGAUUCGAACCAUACCAGGGCGUACCAGGCGAACCAUACCAUCCGGAUAUUGAACAAAGUUAUAGCUCGGCUGUACAUUAAGUCGCG